Molecule: messenger RNA, 1363 nt
Organism: Sorex fumeus (smoky shrew)
Lineage: Eukaryota; Metazoa; Chordata; Mammalia; Eulipotyphla; Soricidae
Gene: ATPAF2
Product: ATP synthase mitochondrial F1 complex assembly factor 2
Exons: 8
Coding region: 178-1026 (282 amino acids)
Biological process (GO): mitochondrial proton-transporting ATP synthase complex assembly
Cellular component (GO): mitochondrion
Source: RefSeq, a predicted model, not a curated record
AGGGGGUGUGCGCGCGCCGCCGGUGCCGUGCGGAAGAUGGCGGCGCCCAGGAGCGCCCGGGUGCCCCGGUGAGGCGCGGAGAGCUGCCCGUGCAGCCGGAGCUGCGGCCGGGAGCCCGCGCCGGGUGCAGCUCGCCGCCUGGUUUCACGCCGCCCGUGCUGCCGGCCUGUGGCUGCCAUGUGGCGGAGUUGCCUCCUACUGCGGGACGGGGGGCGCCGUCUUCUGAAACGUCCCCGGGGCGGCCUUCCCGCCGGCGUGGGCCCGGCCCGGCCUUACGCGCCCCCGACAGAAAGGAAGAGGUUUUAUCAGAAUGUCAGCAUCACCCAGGGUGAAGGUGGCUUUGAGAUAAACCUGGAUCACAGGAAGCUGAAAACCCCCCAAGCCAAGCUCUUUACCGUCCCCAGUGAGGCUCUGGCCAUCGCGGUAGCCACUGAAUGGGAUGCCCAGCAGGACAUCAUCAAGUUCUACACCAUGCACCUGACCACGCUGUGCAACACGUCCUUAGACAACCCGACCCAGCGAAGCAAGGAGCAGCUGAUCCGGGCAGCCGUGAAGUUUCUGGACACAGACACCAUCUGCUACAGGGUGGAAGAGCCAGAGACAUUAGUGGAGCUUCAAAAGAACGAGUGGGACCCAAUCAUAGAGUGGGCCGAGAAGAGAUAUGAUGUGGAGAUUGGCUCCUCCACCAGUAUAAUGGGGCCCAGCAUCCCCGCCAGGACUCGGGAGGUGCUCACCAGCCACUUGGCGUCAUACAACAUGUGGGCCUUACAAGGGAUUGAGUUUGUGGUGACCCAGCUCAAGUCCCUGGUGCUGACUCUGGGCCUGAUUGACCUGCACCUGACAGUGGAGCAGGCCGUGCUGCUGUCGCGCCUGGAGGAGGAGUACCAGAUCCAGAAGUGGGGCAAUGUUGAGUGGGCCCACGACUAUGAGCUACAGGAGCUGCGGGCCCGCACGGCUGCCGGCACCCUCUUUGUGCACCUCUGCUCCGAGAGCACGACAGUCAAGCACAAGCUCCUACAGGAAUGAUGACGGGAACACACCUCCAGCAGGUCACUGGCGGCCCUGCCUGCGGGCUCCCUGCUGUCCCCACUCGCAUCCUCCAGAUGCCCGACUCAGCGCCACAGUCAGGAGGGCGGGGGCAGGCGUCUGCCCUGCCAGCAGGGUGCAGGGGGCGGAUGGAGGAUGCAUUCUCAGCCCGGAAUCGAAUAAAUAGUUCUCUGCCCUGGCAUGCCUGAGACCCCCCACGACUGCUGCCUUCAUGCCGUUCUGUUCCUGUUGCUGUCUGGUCUCACCACGGCCAGGCCAUCUCCCUCUGCAGGGCCAGAAACUCACUCUGGGGACAGGCUUGCUUGUGGCCCUCAAC